CAGUCCCCAUACCCCUUCAUUUCCAAGAAUGCUAAUGACUCGAACUCGGCAGGCUGGGUUUCUGCGCGGGCGUGGAGCUGGAGCGCAUGCGCCCGUCCGUUACCAUAACGACCAGAAGACGCUGCACCCACUUGGGAGGAGAGCAAAGUAAUCAGAACCUCCCAAGGAUGGAUAACAAAAUUUCGCCGGAGGCCCAAGUGGCGGAGCUGGAACUUGACGCCGUGAUCGGCUUCAAUGGACAUGUGCCCACUGGUCUCAAAUGCCAUCCUGACCAGGAGCAUAUGAUUUAUCCUCUUGGUUGCACAGUCCUCAUUCAGGCAAUAAAUACUAAAGAGCAGAACUUCCUACAGGGUCACGGCAACAACGUCUCCUGCUUGGCCAUCUCCAGGUCUGGAGAGUACAUCGCCUCCGGACAAGUCACAUUCAUGGGGUUCAAGGCAGACAUCAUUUUGUGGGAUUAUAAGAAAAGAGAGCUGCUUGCUCGGCUGUCCCUUCACAAAGGCAAAAUUGAAGCUCUGGCCUUUUCUCCAAAUGAUUUGUACUUGGUAUCACUAGGAGGCCCAGAUGACGGAAGUGUGGUGGUGUGGAGCAUAGCCAAGAGAGAUGCCAUCUGUGGCAGCCCUGCAGCCGGCCUCAAUGUUGGCAAUGCCACCAAUGUGAUCUUCUCCAGGUGCCGGGAUGAGAUGUUUAUGACUGCUGGAAAUGGGACAAUUCGAGUAUGGGAACUGGAUCUUCCAAAUAGAAAAAUCUGGCCAACUGAGUGCCAAACAGGACAGUUGAAAAGAAUAGUCAUGAGUAUUGGAGUGGACGAUGAUGAUAGCUUUUUCUACCUUGGCACCACGACUGGAGAUAUUCUAAAAAUGAACCCCAGGACUAAACUGCUGACAGAUGCUGGGCCUGCGAAGGACAAAUUCAGUUUGGGAGUGUCAGCUAUCAGGUGCCUGAAGAUGGGGGGUUUGUUGGUGGGCUCUGGAGCCGGACUGCUGGUCUUCUGUAAAAGCCCUGGCUACAAACCCAUCAAGAAGAUUCAGUUACAAGGCCGCAUCACUUCUAUCACACUUCGAGGAGAAGGACACCAGUUUCUCGUAGGAACGGAAGAAUCGCACAUUUAUCGUGUCAGCUUCACGGAUUUCAAAGAGACGCUCAUAGCGACUUGUCACUUUGAUGCUGUCGAGGAUAUUGUCUUUCCAUUUGGCACUGCUGAGCUAUUUGCAACCUGUGCCAAGAAGGACAUCAGGGUGUGGCACACAUCAUCCAACAGGGAGCUGCUGCGGAUCACCGUGCCCAACAUGACCUGCCACGGCAUCGACUUCAUGAGGGACGGCAAGAGCAUCAUUUCAGCAUGGAACGACGGUAAAAUCCGAGCCUUCGCCCCAGAGACAGGCCGACUGAUGUAUGUCAUUAACAAUGCUCACAGGAUCGGCGUCACUGCCAUCGCCACCACCAGUGACUGUAAAAGGGUCGUCAGUGGCGGUGGGGAAGGGGAGGUGAGGGUAUGGCAGAUAGGCUGUCAGACCCAGAAGCUGGAGGAGGCCCUGAAGGAACACAAGUCAUCAGUGUCCUGCAUUAGGGUGAAGAGGAACAACGAGGAGUGUGUCACCGCCAGCACCGAUGGGACUUGUAUCAUUUGGGACCUUGUGCGUCUCAGGAGGAAUCAGAUGAUACUAGCCAACACCUUAUUUCAGUGUGUGUGCUAUCACCCUGAGGAGUUCCAGAUCAUCACCAGCGGAACAGACAGAAAGAUUGCUUACUGGGAAGUAUUUGAUGGGACAGUAAUCAGAGAAUUGGAAGGUUCCCUGUCUGGGUCGAUAAAUGGCAUGGAUAUCACACAGGAAGGGGUGCACUUUGUCACAGGUGGAAAUGACCAUCUGGUCAAAGUUUGGGAUUAUAAUGAGUGUGAAGUGACUCACGUUGGGGUGGGACACAGUGGCAACAUCACACGCAUCCGCAUAAGUCCAGGAAAUCAAUAUAUUGUUAGUGUAAGUGCCGAUGGAGCCAUUUUGCGAUGGAAGUACCCAUAUACCUCCUGAAGCUGAGAUGUCUCUGAGCCUUGGUGUUGCACACAGUCCUGUUGAAGACUGAGUUGAGAUAACUCCAACACUAGUCUUCAUUUCUCACAGCUCUGUUUUUGUUCGAGUCAAUUUUUUUCUUUUUCUUUAUAGAAUGCAUUUUAUAUUCUUAAAUUGCAUAUUAAAAUUGAAGUAUGUUCAAGAAUAAUUUGUGCAGACUCUAAUUAGAACUUUUUACAUUUUGAAUAAAUUCUUAGUUGUAGGU
Messenger RNA from Gorilla gorilla gorilla (western lowland gorilla), 2274 nucleotides. It is a transcript of the gene CFAP52, whose product is annotated as cilia and flagella associated protein 52. The coding region runs from base 87 to 2030 and encodes 647 amino acids. Gene Ontology annotation, molecular function: protein binding. Lineage: Eukaryota; Metazoa; Chordata; Mammalia; Primates; Hominidae. The record is from RefSeq and is a predicted model, not a curated record. The transcript has 14 exons.